AACAGUUAUCUUUCAUAUUCCAGGUAAUGUAAGAAUUCAGCUGAAAAUUUGAACAGAUGAUUAGAUUUGUAUCUUCAUGAGUGUGGCUCGCAGACGUCUCGUUAGACCAGGCCCUCAAGAAGUUGCAGCAAUUGGGGGUAGAAAUUUGAGUUCUCAAGGCUCUAAUUUAACAGGAGUGGCAAGAACAAGUGAAGAAUUGGAGACAUUGGAAAGGAUUGGUGAAAGCGAGGCAGAGAUAUACCUGGUCACCAUGACAGCCCAUGACAGGACUCAAGAGUUUUUGGCAACAGUGCGCUCAAUGCAGGGUUAUCAACGAAAUGUGCCCAGGUCAGCUCUCCAGCGUGACCCUGGUCGAGCACAAAAGCUCCAGCAUUAUGCAGAGUUCAUGCGCAUUGCCAAGGUGACCAAAUUUUUUUUCUUCUUCAGGAUGAUUGGCCGAGAUAUCACUAGCACUUACACAAAAUUGGAGAAGUUGACACUGCUUGCCAAGAAGAAAAGCUUGUUUGAUGACAAGCCUCACGAGAUCCAAGAGUUGACUUACAUAAUCAAGCAGGACUUGAGCAGUUUGAACAAACAAAUUGGAAGAUUGCAAGAAUUGGUGAAGGUCUCACAGCCCUCUAAUACAAGACAGCAUCAUCUGGAGAAUCAUUCCAAUAGUGUGGUUGUCUCUCUUCAAUCCAAAUUAGCCUGCAUCUCUAAUGAAUUCAAGCAGGUCUUGGAAGUUCGAACUGAGAACCUGAAGCAGCAAAGGAGUAGACAAGAGAAGUACACUCAGGCUCCAGUGGUUCGAAACUUACCCCCUAUGGCAACUUCAGGCUUUCCAUCUGGAUCAGUCCUAUUAUCUCGAGGAUAUCAUGACGAGCAGGGACCUUCUGAUGUUUCCAUCGAAGUGCCUCAGUCCAUGAAUGGGCCUAGUUCUGCUCUCCAGCAGCAGUUGCUGGUGGAAGAGGAUACAAGUUACCUGGAGAGUCGUGCAGAGACAAUGCAGAGCAUUGAAUCAACAGUUGUGGAACUUGGGAGCAUAUUCCAGCAAUUGGCUCACAUGGUUAAGGAACAAGAGGAAGCUAUUCAUAGGAUUGACCACAAUGUGGAAGACACACAGAUGAAUGUUGAAGCAGCUCAUUCGGAAAUCUUGAAAUACUUCAGAUCUGUUUCAUCAAGCAGAUGGCUCAUGUUUAAGGUAUUUGGAGUACUCAUUGUUUUCUUCAUCAUAUUUGUUGUGUUACUGGCAUGA
This is a messenger RNA of Darwinula stevensoni, 1234 nucleotides long. The record is from the annotation of a GenBank genome assembly. NCBI's taxonomy places the organism in Eukaryota, Metazoa, Arthropoda, Ostracoda, Podocopida, Darwinulidae.